AUGGUAUUUCUUGGCCAAAAUCACGUUUGGCCUUGCAAAACAGAAUAUAAUCUUUGAACCUUUGAAUUGGUCACCUCUUUUUCGAUUAGGGAUGAUUCUCAAACAUAUAUACCAACAAGCGCGCAAAUAUUACAGACACUUUAUUUUUCUCUUUUAUCUUUUUAUUGUAUCACAUAUAUCACAUGAUGAGUUUUGUUUUUUUCUUCCUUUCUCACUCUGGUGUGUAUUAAUUAAAUGUUUGCCUAUGUGUAUUACUACAAGUCAUUUUCCUUUUCAUAUAUACCCCUUAAGAAACCAAACCACACCCAUCAUAGCAUUACACUUCCCGGAGGCGUCAAAGGAACAAAAAUGCACAACCCACAAAGACUAGGAGGAGAUAGCUUUGUCAUACAAGUAAGAGCCAUUGGUGUUGCUGAAGAACAACAAUAUUACCAACCUCAACAUCACAAGAAUAUUCCCUCCUCUAAUAAUAACAGCAACUUCAACUUCUCAGCCAUGAAGCUCUUUCACCGCUUCCGCAAGGUCCUCAUGCGCCUCGUCUUCUCAGUACCUUCUUCUUCUUCUCGUCGCUCCACAUCUUCAUCAUCGGACUCAGCAAGGCACAGAAACUCUGAGAGGUUUGAGCCGCCAAAGACUUCUUGCAGCUCUUACUACUCCUCUUACUCGCAUUACAAUGAGGCCAUUUCAGAUUGCAUUGAGUUCUUCAAUAAGUCCGCACAAGAUGACAUUAUUUCUAAUGAUCGAAAAUCAGACAUUGUGUAACAGAGUUGUAUCAAGAUCUUCUUGUGUGAAAAUUUUACAUGACAUUUCAUGCCGAAAUUCUGUGCCUAUCUCUCGUUUUACACAGGUGAGAACAUGCAUUUGAAUAUUUAUUAAAAAGAGACAGACAAAAUUUGGCAUGACACAUAAGAGGAUUAUAAUUCUGGUUAAUCUAUAUGCUGAUACCAGAUGAAUGUAUAUGUGAUGUGAGCACUGCCUAUGCCAUGUUUUCAUAUCAUUAGCUAUUUUGUUAUUAUCUUCAUUAUCAUUCAUUUUUUCCCUUCCCCAUUAUAUAUGCUUCCACCAUUGUACAAUAAUAUUGAGGAAGGAUAAUAUCAAGCGUUUUCUUGUGUGG
Molecule: messenger RNA, 1114 nt
Organism: Lotus japonicus
Lineage: Eukaryota; Viridiplantae; Streptophyta; Magnoliopsida; Fabales; Fabaceae
Exons: 1
Coding region: 235-762 (175 amino acids)
Source: RefSeq, a predicted model, not a curated record